AGCGCGCGAAAGAGUGAGAGAGAUAUAUAGACGAACGAACGAACAGGAAAGAAAAGAGAAAGAGAGAGAGAAGACGGGCCUGAGAGCGACGAUCGCGAGGAAUAGUAGCAAUAAUUUCUAACUCGAGUCAAGAUGGCGGCGACGGUGGUGGCGGACACGGUGGCGGUGCUCGCCAGGGGCGACAAGAUCCUCGUCACCGUCGAGUCCGCCCUACCGGACAUCCUCGUCGUGUCCUUCGUUCAUGGUGCCAAGUGUUUCCAGGGUGCGCUCCUCGACGCUACCAAGAGGGGUCUUCCCUGUGGUGUUCAACCUCCGGAACCGGUACCGGAUCCUGAUGGCGACAAGUUGGCAACUAUCGCGGCACGGUUCAGUUAUUUUCAAGAUAGAAAGAACGCGAGUGGUCCGACUAAGGUCGACCUACGUAGAAGUAUAAAUCCACCAGCUAGAUAUAAAAAUGCACGGCCGACGGUCCGGUUGAGGCCACGUCAAGUUCUCUGUAGCAAAUGUCGGUCGAUUUGUAACGAGAAUAGCGAGAACGUUGACGUGAGUCGAAAACGAAAGCAUGAUGAGGAACAACAACAGCAACAACAACAACAAACUCAACAACAUUCGCAGCAACAGCAGCAACCAACUCAUCAACAGCAACAAAAUGUACCUACGAGGAGAAGUGAUCGUCAACGCUGUAGUCAGCAACCGCAAAAGAAUCAAAGAGCAUUCUUUUCGGAAAAUACGAAUACGGCGAUGACGGCGACGAUGACGACAACUGUGAUGAAACCAGCAACAUCCUCGUCGAGUCCUGACUCAUCGAAGCUUGGUACCUCUUCUUUGAUACCAAAACUUUCAAGAUUACAACCGAACGAGAUUAGCAACGCUAUGCAUGGACCUGGUAAGGAAGAACUAACAACUGGAGUACCGUCUACCUAUUGGAGUAGCAGCAGUGAGGCUGAUGAUUCAAGCAGGAACACCCUAACGCGUCCGGAGGAUCGAGCCGAGUCUACGGAUUGCGAUAGUAAUCCUUCGAUGGCUUAUUGCGCAACACCAAGAAGAUUGAGUAGUUCUUCGGUGGAAAGUGCAAAAGUACCUGAAGAAGAGGACAAGAAGACUUUGGCUGCGGCUGAUUCAACCGUGAGACCGAGGAUUGGUCGAGUUCCAAGGAAAAAAAGAUCGGUCGGUUCCAUGGAAGAUCUUUGGGACGAGUCCGUGUUCGAGGAUCCAACGAGAACUACCAGGACCACGCCUAUUAUAAAGAUUUCUUUUGGUGCUCAAGGCGAGGGUACCGUAUUGAAGAUACCUUCGAAGAUUCAGGACCCGGAAUACGAACAGGAGACCGAUGAUCAGGACGACGUACAAGCUGAAACCGAUCGAGAUCCUUUGGAAUUGCCACGGAACUUCGAUAAUGGUUACGACUAUUGUGAAGAUGCCGAAGACGAUGGGCAAGAACAGAUAGAUCCACAAAAGCAGGGUGUAAAAGACGCCAGUGCCAAGGCUGCGAAAAGAGCACUGAAAAAAGCUAAGAAAGAAGCAAGAAGGAAAAUGUUGGGUGGUGGUGUAUCGCCGGCCAGAUCGCCUUGUAAUGGUUCUCCACGAUACAAUACCAGCUAUGAUCCCUUACUUUAUCAUCGUCGUAAGCAUAAAGUGAAACAUAAGAAAAAACACAAGGAUGAUCGCAAACACAAGAAUCAACAGCAGCAGCAACAACUGCAACAACAAGAAGAGCAACAACAGGAAUCCUGUGUGGAAUCUGCUGGUACAACAACAACAGAAUGUCAACAAAAUUGGAAUGUUUUACCGGAUGGUGAAACGUAUACGGCCAUAAAGGAACAGUGCCUGAAACAGAAACUCUCGAUCUCUUUGAAGAGGCUGAACACGAACGCUUAUGCAAGAUGCGAUUAUCCCGUGAGCAACGCUUCGUCCGGCUGUAAAAGCCCGGGUGCCAGUAGCGACGAACUCAGCGAACAGGAGGCUGAAGUGGACGCUGGAGAAACUGCCCCGGAUUUUCCACCUCAAUCGCACCCUCUUGUCAUGCGUUUGGCAGCAACACCAGUGGCUCAUUGUCUCACUGCCAACGGCAGGAGGAUGGAUGUUGGGGAUGUUGUAUGGGGAAAGAUCCAUGGUUUCCCUUGGUGGCCGGGAAAGGUUUUAAGUAUUACGGUUUCCUGUAAGGAAGAUGGUACGUCAUCUGGACCACAAGCUCACGUAGCUUGGUACGGUUCCUCGACUAGUUCUCUCAUGUCCUGCGAUCAGCUGAGUCCCUUUCUCGAAACUUUUAAGACACGGUACAAUAAGAAAAAACGAGGACCCUACAAGGAAGCUAUAAGACAAGCCCAAAACGAAGCACGCAGUCAGAUAACUCCAAAUUCGACAAGCAGUGUUCUCAAUGUUUGUGGUUCACCUCGCGAGGUUAACGUUCUCUCCUAAAACAAAAGAAAAGAUAAAAAUAGAACAUUCUCGUUCCUCUUUCUAAUCUAUUAUAUUAUUGCGAUGAUAUUGAACAACACGCCUCGGAAUUUUCUUCGUAUACAUGUAAAUUUUUGUAUAUAAAAAGUUUAUUAUUAUUAUUAUAAUAACUUUAGUUUAAUGCGCUUAAACGCGACACGAUUACUGACGAUCGAUGUUUGCACUGAAAAAAAAACUACAUGUGACCGCUUAUUAUUUAAGCGUCGUUUUACAGUGAACCAACUGUAAAAGAAAAUGGUAAAGGAAAAGUUCACUGCCAGCAUUAUUUUCGUAUGCAUGUAGUUUACAAGAGAAGAAAUUUUACAUUAUUAUUAUUAUUAUUAUUAUUAUUAUUAUUAUUAUUAUUAUUAUUAUUAUUAUUAUUAUUAUUAUUAUUAUUAUUAUUAUUAUUAUCUUGUACGAGGAUAUAUAAUUGUGUUUGUAGUAAGUGUGAGGAUUUAGAGAAUGAUUUUUUGUAUCAGUUUACAAAAUGAUUUUUAAGAGUUGGCAUAAAUAACUACCUCUUUGAAUUUUCAUCGUUAGGUACGAGAUGGAUGUAUGUAGGAGAAAGAAAAUCUGUUAUAUCACAUGUUAGUUGAUUCGUUUAUGUUUUUUUUUUUUUCUACAUAUUAGAUUUAUUUACGUGUAUGUGCAUUUCUAGAUUACGAGCAGUCUAACGAUGGCAGUGAAUUUUUUAUAUCAGCUGCAUUUAAUAUUAUUGUGUUUUUCUCCAGCUUAAAUUUGAUAACUUGUAAAGAUUGGUCACAAAAUACAAAAAUGAAAAAAAAAAUAAGUAGAUGAAACUUGUCGAAUUUUAACAAGUAUAUUAUAUGGUGUACUCAAUGACGGUUAGGUGAAAAAUUAUUGAUGUGAUCGAUCUAUUUUUGAAUCUGUGACGAAUAUAAAUGAAAUAUUUUUUUUUUUUAUUAAUACGUACGUUUUUACGGCCAUGUACUUUUUUGUUUGUAUAAAUCCACUGGCUCGUUUGAUUUGUUGUUUAUUAACAAAAUCUUUUUGAGGGUUUUCUCGCUAAGUAGUAUUUUUGACAAAUAAAAUCAUUGAGAGAUAAUCUUUAUUAUUAGGAAGAGUUAUGCG
Polistes canadensis is the source of this 3531-nucleotide messenger RNA. RefSeq lists its product as uncharacterized. The transcript is spliced from 6 exons. NCBI's taxonomy places the organism in Eukaryota, Metazoa, Arthropoda, Insecta, Hymenoptera, Vespidae. Gene Ontology annotation, molecular function: chromatin binding. The coding region runs from base 133 to 2418 and encodes 761 amino acids. Gene Ontology annotation, cellular component: chromocenter; nucleus. The record is from RefSeq and is a predicted model, not a curated record.